Molecule: messenger RNA, 834 nt
Organism: Lathyrus sativus (Indian pea)
Lineage: Eukaryota; Viridiplantae; Streptophyta; Magnoliopsida; Fabales; Fabaceae
Source: the annotation of a GenBank genome assembly
AUGUAUAGAGAGAAUGGCCUUCUUUUCCCAUGGCCAUAUCAACACAAUUUCUCUCAAGAGCUUCAUCAACUUGAAGAGUAUUGCAAAACACAGAAGCUCAAUGCUUCAAUGAGUGACAUUGUUCAGUUUUCUGCGAUGUCCGAGUACGAUUUUGCAGCUGAAGGAGAUUUGUUCAAAGCACCUGAACCGAUUAUAGAAGAGUCUGAGAUUGAUCUGGAUCCCAUGACAGCAGCCAUCUCAAUGAUAUCUUGUGACGAAGAUAUAAAAUCCACGGAUAUUUCUAUUCUUCAAAACGAACAGCUUCUCAGUGAUGUAUUCUACGAAUGCAAGAAGGAUCUAUUGGAAAUGACAGCGAUGGAAUCACCACUUUCUGAGAUUAUGGAAAUUAAAAUUCCACUACUGAACAUUGAUGAGAAUACAGUUCAAGAAAACAGGCCACUUCCUGAUAUGCCAUUGUUACCGAAGAGCAUCAGCUCGGGGAGUUUAAGUUCGAUGGAUUGGAUGCAUGGAUCUGCAAUGAAGCCUGCUUUGUUUGGUGUCUCGGGAAUAGAUUUUGAUGCGGUUUAUGGCAUGCGGAGAUCACUUAGUGAAGGAGAUAUAAAGACUCUUGGCAACGGUAAUAAUGUAAAUGCGGUCCAAUCUUCCCGAGAGAGGCCCUUUUCUUGCAACAGCGAGGAGCGCUUACAAAAGCUCUCCCGAUACAGGAACAAGAAGACAAAGAGGAAUUUCGGGAGGAAAAUUAAGUAUGCUUGUAGGAAGGCUCUAGCUGACACUCAACCAAGAAUUCGUGGAAGAUUUGCAAAGAAUGAAGAGUGUGAGGCAAAGAGGGAAUGA